AUGAAGCCCCAGAACAACGAUGAUAAAAAUAAAUCCAUUACUUAUAAUAAUUGGUUGGAUAAGCUGCCUCCAAAUCUUGCUCCGUAUGCUUUUCUAGCGCGUGUAGAUAAACCUAUCGGUACUUGGCUACUAUUUUGGCCAUGCGCCUGGGGUAUUUCAAUGGCGGCAUAUAAUUCAGGGACUUCAAUUCUCGAGACGGCAUCAAUGAUUGCACUAUUUGGUACUGGUGCUAUCAUCAUGCGAGGAGCAGGGUGUACAAUUAACGAUUUAUGGGACAGAGAUAUUGACAAUAAAGUUGAUCGUACAAAGUUGCGACCCAUCACUUCGGGCGCUAUCACACCAAAAAAAGCGAUCGCUUUCUUAGGGUUACAACUGUCAGCAGGACUUGCUGUGCUUACUCAAUUGAACGCGUAUAGCAUUCUUCUCGGAGCUUGCUCACUGUCUCUUGUGGUAACCUAUCCAUUAAUGAAACGUAUCACUUACUGGCCACAAACAGUGUUAGGCUUAGCAUUCAAUUGGGGUGCACUAUUGGGUUGGUCGGCAAUAACAGGCUCUCUAGAUUACUCAGUGGCUGGUCCAUUGUAUGCAGGCGGUGUUUGUUGGACGCUUGUCUAUGAUACUAUCUAUGCUCAUCAGGACAAGAAGGAUGAUAUAAGAGCAGGUGUCAAGUCAACUGCCUUGCGCUUUGGAGAGAGGACACCCCAAUGGCUCACUGGAUUUUCCACGGCUUUUGUUGGUAUGACUGCUCUGGCAGGUUACAUGAACGGUCAGGGCUUACCGUUUUAUUUGAUUAGUGUGUUGGGCACUGCUAGUCAUUUAGCCUGGCAGUUACGAACAGUAAAUUACAAUGAUACCGCUAGUUGUUGGUCCAAAUUCAAAAGUAACACGUGGGCUGGAGCGAUUCUAUGGUCAGGGAUUGUGGCAGAUUAUGCUAUUUCAUCUACACAUGCUUUGACUUAA
Molecule: messenger RNA, 960 nt
Organism: Mycotypha africana
Lineage: Eukaryota; Fungi; Mucoromycota; Mucoromycetes; Mucorales; Mycotyphaceae
Product: UbiA prenyltransferase family
Exons: 2
Coding region: 1-960 (319 amino acids)
Biological process (GO): ubiquinone biosynthetic process
Cellular component (GO): mitochondrial inner membrane
Molecular function (GO): 4-hydroxybenzoate polyprenyltransferase activity
Source: RefSeq, a predicted model, not a curated record